GGCCACCAUGAUACCACCAGGCCUCCUCUGCACUGGACUCCUCCCAUGAUGGCCUAUGCCACCACAGGCCCAAGUGUGUCUGGGAUGGGAAGCAAGCAAGGAAACGUGGAGCAGCAAGGGACAGAUGGCGCGUCCAUUCAUCUCCUUCCUGUUUUCAGCAAGAAAACCCCACUCUGCUUGUGAGGCUGUCUUUACGCCAAUGCUGCAAAACAGAGAUCCCUGCAAUUCUCAUUCUGAACUUUGUGAAACCCAUAAAACUACCGUCAAGAUGUCCGCUGGACUCAGCAGGCUGAGCCAGGCCACCUUGCUGAAGGCUACUCCUCCUUCUAAUUAUGAAGCUCCAUCUACAGAACUCACAAAAGCCAGUGAGGCAGAAAGCAGAAGACGGUGGAUUCCACUUGCUGGAUUUACAGCUCAGACUCCUGGGGUAAACCAGUCGGAACAGACUCCAUCCGCCAGGGCAUUAGCAUGUAAACAGUGUCACCUCCAGGAAGACGCAGGGCUCCUAGAGGCCGCGCUAAUGGAAAGUGAUAUUGAGUUUGCUAAUUCAGAUAACGGUGCGCACACUGCCUUUUCUCCAAAGCACGGAGACUGUCAGAGAAACAAAUGCGUGGUCCAUGUUGCAAUUAAUUUGAUUCUUGUUCUUUUAAGGCUGUACUUGUAGAUUUAAUUAAAGCUUUCACAUACUGGGCACAUUCAGGAAGGAUGUGAAUUUAAUGGCUGCUUUUGAAUGAAAGCAGCAGUAGAAGCUAUGACUGAAACAGUAACAGGCAAUCAUAAGGCGAAGAUAUUUUUAAUAAGAAAGUA
Messenger RNA from Fukomys damarensis (Damara mole-rat), 807 nucleotides. RefSeq lists its product as uncharacterized. The record is from RefSeq and is a predicted model, not a curated record. The coding region runs from base 56 to 664 and encodes 202 amino acids. The transcript has 3 exons. NCBI's taxonomy places the organism in Eukaryota, Metazoa, Chordata, Mammalia, Rodentia, Bathyergidae.